Molecule: messenger RNA, 907 nt
Organism: Pocillopora meandrina
Lineage: Eukaryota; Metazoa; Cnidaria; Anthozoa; Scleractinia; Pocilloporidae
Source: the annotation of a GenBank genome assembly
CUAUUCGCUGAAAAUGCUCCCUUGACCCGAUCAUCAGAAAACAACACUGCGGACCACCGAGUAACAGACGUUAGACGAGGUCUGUUUUCUAUAGAUGAGUUCCGUUAUUUGAAUGUGCCUCGAGUUGGAAUAUUCUCAGUGCACGACGACUUGGAGUGUACCAUGAGAUGCCUUCAACAUCCUUCUUGUAUUUCUGUUAACUUGGCCCUCGAAAUAAGACUGUGGUGUGAGUUAUUGUCAUCUGAUAAGUACAGCAACCCCAAGGAAUUCAGACAAAACGAAAGCUCAUAUCACUAUCACAUCGUGGUAAGGACUCUCUUCUGUCUUUUUUCAUAUUUUAAAGUAGCCUGUCCGGGGAAACACUUUAUAAGAUAUUAAUUGCAGCCAUAAUUAAGGAAGCGGCAUCCAAGAUGAAUGAUCAGUAACUUCUUUUGGGAUUAAAAUAAUUACCCGUGCCUUCUUCCGGAGUGAACGUUCGUCUUCCUUCAAGACUGAAUGAGUUGUGCUUUUUCCGAUUAUCAUUUCACUCGCUCUCUCGUUAAUUCGCUUACUUCUCUAUUCACUCAUUUCAUUUGUUCAUCCCUUCAUAUUCUUAGGUGUGCCAACCACGACCUAACUCCAACGAAAAACAAUCUUUGCAUCCAAUAGCUAUUGUAUAAGUUUCUCUUAAGUGAAUAUUGCAAAAGCAGUUCAUGUGUGACUUUUCAACACCCUUCCAUAGUACGCUGUUUGAGCUAAGUCGUGUCAUACUGAGCGUGAAAGUUCUUUUUUUAUCUUUCUCUUUCUUCGCAAGAACAUGUGUGCUGACAAUCCUUGCGCGAACAACGCCACUUGUCGAAGCAGUUUUACAGACAAACUUUAUCAGUGUCUAUGUCCUGCCGGAUACAAAGGUCCGAGGUGCCAAACA